AUGAUUAUAUUAUUUUUAGUGAGUGAUAGAGAUGAAGAGCAAAAGGAAUCUCGAAAAAAACAUAAAGAGCGAAAACGAUCUUUGAAAAAAGAUGAAGAACAAGAAGAAUUUUCAGAAAAAGAUAAUGAGCAAAAGCAAUCUUCAAAAAAACGUGUAGAGCGAAUACAAUCUCCAGAAAAAGACGAAAAGCGAACACAAUCUCCAAACAACGAUGAAGAGCAAAAGCAAUCUUCGAAAAAACAUAAAGAGCGAAAACAAUCCUCGAAAAAAGAUGAAGAACAAGAAGAAUUUCCAGAAAAAGAUAAUGACCAAAAACAAUCAUCGAAAAAACGUGCAGAGCGAAUACAAUCUCCGAGAAGCGACGAAGAGCAGAAGCAAUCUUCUGAACAAGUUGAAAAGCGAACACAAUCUCCAAACAAAGAUGAAGAGCAAAAGCAAUCUUCGAAAAAACAUAAAGAGCGAACACGAUCUUCGAAAAUAGAUGAAGAGCAAGAGGAAUUUCCAGAAAAAAAUGAAGAGCAAAAGCAAUCAUCGAAAAAGCGUGCAGAACGAAUAAAAUCUCCAGGAAAAGAUGAAGAGCAUGAAGAAUUUUCAACAAAAGAUAAUGACCAAAAGCGAUCUUCGAAAAAACGUGCAGAGCGAACACAAUCUCCAAGAAAAGAUGAAGAGCAUGAAGAAUUUUCAAAAAAAGAUAAUGACCAAAAGCAAUCAUUGAAAAAGCGUGCAGAGCGAAUACAAUCUCCGAGAAACGACGAAGAGCAAAAGCAAUCUUCUGAGCAAGGUAAAGAGCGAACACAAUCUCCAAACAAAGAUGAAGAGCAAAAGCAAUCUUCGAAAAAACAUAAAGAGCGAAAACAAUCCUCGAAAAAAGAUGAAGAACAAGAAGAAUUUCCAGAAAAAGAUAAUGAACAAAAGCAAUCUUCAAAAAAACUUACAGUGCGAAUACAAUCUCCGAAAAACAAAGAUGAGCAAAAGCAAGCUUCGAAAAAAGAUGAAGAGAAAAAAGAAUCUUCAAACAAAGAUGGAGAGCGAGAACAAUCUCCAGAAAAAGAUGAAGAGCAAAAAGAAUUUUCAAAAAAAGAUGAUGAGCAAAAGCAAUCUUCAGAAAAAGAUAUAGAGCAAAAAGAAUCUCCAAGAAAAGAUGAAGAACAAGAUCAAUCUUCGAAAAAACGUGCAGAGCGAGUACAAUCUCCGAGAAGUGAUGAAGAGCAAAAGCAAUCUUCAAAACGAAGUGCAGAGCAAAAGCAAUCUCCAGGAAAAGAUGAAGAGCAGAAACAGUCUUCGAAAAAACAUGAAGAGAAAAAAGAAUUUUCAAACAAAGAUGGAGAGCAAAAGCAAUCUUCAAAACAAAAUGCAGAACGAAAACAAUCUCCAGGAAAAGAUGAAGAGCAAAAACAAUCUUCGGAAAAACAUGAAGAACAAAAAAAAAUUUCAAAGAAAGAUGAUGAGCAAAAGCACUCUUCGAAAAGACAUGAAGAGAAAAAAGAAUCUUCAGACAAAGAUGGAGACCAAAAGCAGUCUUCAAAGAAAGGUGCAGAUCGAAAACAGUCUCCAAGAAAAGAUGAAAAUAACAAAGAAACAAGAAUUAAUAUGCCACCACCAUCACCACCUGACGGAGAUUGGAAGACACUUGAUGUUGAAGAUUUAUAUGAUAAAGACAAAUGUGAUUUAAAUAGAUAUGAAUUAGAUACUGUUUAUAAGCUACUUGAAUCUUCACCAAAAGGUCUUACCGAUGAACAAGUUAAAGAACGUACCGAAAAAUUUGGUGAAAAUAAAAUCGAACAAAAAGAACGACAUCCAGUUCUUCAAUUUCUUCUUUUUAUGUGGAAUCCUCUUUCUUGGGUAAUGGAAGCUGCUGCUAUUGUUGCUAUUGCUUUGAGUAAUGGUGGUGGUGAACCACCUGACUGGCCUGAUUUUGUUGGUAUUCUUUUACUUCUUUUCAUCAAUGCUACAAUUGGUUAUAUUGAAAAAUAUCGAGCAGGUAAUGCUGUUAAAGCAUUAAUGGCUUCAUUAGCACCUGAAUGUCGCGUCAAACGUAAUAAUGCAUCUUGGACAACAAUUGAAGCUAGUCAAUUGGUACCUGGAGAUAUUGUUGCUAUUAAAUUAGGCAAUAUAAUACCAGCUGAUGCUCGAAUUAUUUCAUCACCAGGUGGAGUUAUUUCAAUUGAUCAAGCAGCAUUAACUGGUGAAUCAUUACCAGUUACAAAAGAAGUAGGUGAUAUUGUACUUUCAUCAACAACAUGUAAACAAGGUGAAUGUGAAGCAAUAAUUGUAGCAACUGGAUUAAAUACCCAAUUUGGUCAUGCAGCUCAAAUGGUUGGUGGAGCAAAAGAUGAAAUGGGUCAUUUACAAAAAAUUUUAGCUAAAAUUGGCAAUUUUUGUAUGAUUGGUAUUGUAAUUUUUAUUAUUGCUGAAAUUUUUGUUAUGUAUGUUGGAUAUAAAUAUAGUUAUCGCCGUGGUAUUAAUAAUAUAUUAGUUUUACUUAUUGGAGGAUUACCUAUUGCAAUGCCAACAGUUUUAUCAGUAACACUUGCUAUUGGUGCGAAACAAUUAUCUGAUCGUAAAGCAAUUGUAACACGUUUUACAGCUAUUGAAGAACUUGCUGCUGUAACUAUUCUUUGUUCAGAUAAAACUGGUACAUUAACACUUAAUAAACUAAUUAUUGAUAAAGAAACAAUUGUUAAAUAUACUGAUAUUGAACAAGAUGAUAUUAUUCGAUAUGCUGCUUAUGCCAGUAAUCGAGAAAAUCCUGAUGCAAUUGAUACAUGUGUAUUAGAAUCAUAUGGUAAAGCUGAUUCGAUAGAUGAUUCUAUUACAGUUAAGUCAUUUAUUCCUUUUGAUCCAACAACAAAACGAACUGAAAUAACUUAUCAAGAUAAAUCUGAUUCAAAAACUUAUCGAGUAUCAAAAGGUAUGCCAGAUGCAAUUCUACGUUUAUGUAAAACAACUGAACAUGCUGAUAAAGUACGAAAAGAUGUUAAUGAAUUUGCUCGUCGAGGAUUACGUGGCUUAGCUGUUGCUUUAUCUCAUGGAGAUGAAAAUUUUCAAUUAAUUGGACUUUUACCAAUACUUGAUCCACCAAGAGAUGAUACAGCUGAAACAAUUAAAAGAGCACUUGAAUUAGGUGUUCGAGUAAAAAUGAUUACUGGUGAUCAAUUAGAAAUUGCAAAGGAAACUGGACGUCGUUUAGGUAUGGGUGAUACAAUGUACGUAUAUGAAGAUUUAAUAAAUGACAAAAGCGAAUCAUCAAAGGAUGAAGAUGAAAUUAAUAAAACUAUUCUUGAUGCUGAUGGAUUUGCUAGUGUAUUUCCAGAGCAUAAAUUUGAAAUUGUGAAAAGACUUCAAGAUAUGGGUCAUAUGGUUGCUAUGACUGGUGAUGGAGUAAACGAUGCUCCGGCAUUAUCUAGAGCUAAUGUUGGUGUUGCUGUAUCAGAUGCAAGUGAUGCAGCCCGUUCAGCUGCUGCGAUAGUAUUAACUGAACCAGGUCUUUCAGUUAUUAUUGAUGCUAUACUUGGUUCUCGACAAAUUUUUGCUCGUAUGACGAGUUAUGCUAUUUAUACAUGUUCAGUUACUAUUCGUAUAAUUGUUGGAUUUGCUUUACUUAUUUUUAUAUACCGUUAUGAUUUUCCACCAUUUAUGAUAUUAAUCAUGGCUAUAUUAAAUGAUGGCACAAUAAUGACAAUAUCAAAAGAUCGUGUUGAACCAUCACCAACACCAAAUGAAUGGCGUUUAAAACAAGUAUUUAUAUCAGCUAUUGUUUAUGGUCUUUAUUUAUCGGCAUCAACCGUUGUUUUCUUUGCAAUUGCUGUUGAUACAAGUUUUUUUCAAGAUCAUUUUGGUGUCGAGUCUAUAGAACAAACAUCUGAUGGAGGUUACUCACAUCAGCAUCUUCAUGCAAUGAUUUAUUUGCAAGUAUCAUCGAUUAGUCAAGGUCUAAUAUUCAUAACACGUUCACGUGGUUUCUGUUUUACAGAAAGACCAACAAUAUUAUUAAUUGCUGCAUUUGUUUUAACACAAUUAAUUACAACAUUUAUUGCCGUUUAUGCUGAUUGGGGUUUUACAGAUAUACGUGGUUGUGGAUGGAGUUGGGCAGGCAUUAUUUGGGUUUAUAAUAUUAUUUGGUAUAUUCCAUUAGAUUAUAUUAAAUUUGGUCUUCAAGCUGUAUUUCAUCGUAGUUUACAUGCUGUAAAACCAUUUGAACAUAUACGUCUUCGUCUUCUUGCAUCGAAACAAGCAAAAGGAACUGUUAUACCAUCAGAUUUAAUUGAAAAAAUUAUUAUUGAUCGUCGUGAACAUUUACGGCAAUCGCAACGACAAGAACCACUUGCUACUAAACCAGCAACAUAUAUGACAACAAAGUUAGAUCAAUUUACACAAACUGGAUCUUCAUUUUAUUCACCUUAUACAGACACACUUUCAUUUUUAAGAAAACAAAAUCCACUUUUAAAAUCUGUAUCAUUAGAUUAA
Messenger RNA from Adineta steineri, 4467 nucleotides. Lineage: Eukaryota; Metazoa; Rotifera; Eurotatoria; Adinetida; Adinetidae. The record is from the annotation of a GenBank genome assembly.